GCAAUGGAGUUUUUUUAAUUUAGGAGGCAGAGCAGAGUUUUUAGAUAAUUGAUUAGAAAAUGGAGGUUGAAUAGGAAUUAUCGUCAGUGAUGAUUGAUGACAUGAUUGGGAGGAACAGGAAUAUUUAAAUGAUGAAAUCCAAAGGCAAAAAAGAUGGAAAAACAGCCGCAGAUGGAUCAGGAGUUCCCAAUGGUACCACUAAGGAUAAAGGUGGCAGUGGAGAUGGAAAGCCGGUGCCCCUAACCCCGUACCGACGAUCACCCCGAAGAAACGGUUGGAGCUGCCCUCUUCAUGUUCUUCAAAUUGUGGCCUGGUUCUUUCUCCUGGUUUUCAACGUCUUCUACUUUGGUGUCAUGGUUCCAGUACUUCCCUAUGAAUGGCAGCCAGCUGGUUAUAUUAUUGUGGGCAUUUUUGUGUUGUGUCAUGUGAUCUCUCAUGUAACCUGUCUCACAAUCAACCCCGCUGACCCCAAUACUUUAAAACGGAGGGAAGAGAGAGAGAUGCCUGUGUUCAACCGCCAGCUGCAUGCACAUGUUAUAGAGAACAACCACUGUUAUCUGUGUGAAGUUAAUGUAGAUAAAUCAUCGAAACAUUGCAGUGCUUGUAACAAAUGUGUCAUUGGAUUUGACCACCAUUGCAAGUGGCUGAAUAGUUGCAUAGGUUCUAGGAAUUAUAGAUUGUUUAUAGGCUGUUUGGUGACAGCAUUCGUCUGUUGUCUCUUAGUAUGUAUGGUCGCGUUGUAUAUAGCCAUCGUAUAUCAGGUCAACCCAGUGCUGCUGCACCCAAAUGAAUUAAAAGCUUACAGAGAUGGGGAACCUUUUUCUUGCCAGAUAUCCACAGCAACUCCUCCCGACAUGACUGCAGCCAAUGAGUCUGCUGUCACCUCACAAGCCACUCCUGUCUGCGACUUUCACCAGAAUCUCAAGAUCUUUGGACCGGUGUCGGGGCAAGCGUUCUUCGCUGUGAUGAUUGUUCUUGCGAUCCUACUCUUAAUCAGCCUCAUUCUUCUAGGUCACCUCCUGGGCUUCCAUUUGUAUCUCAUGUCUCAAGGCCUGGGUACUUAUGACUACAUCAUGAAGCAGCGGGCUGAAGAGGAGGAGGAGGAGGAGGAAUCCUCUAGACCUGAACCUCCAGCAAGGGAAGGCAAAGGAUGCUGCUCACAUAAAAGGACUGGUAGAGUUGCACCAACAGAAGGAGGCAAUGAAGAUAUAGAAAUGCGAAAUACAAGGAGCAGACAUAAUUCAGAUCAAGCUACGGAGACUACACAAGGAACCAACAAUCAAAGGAAUGCAAUUGUAGAAAUAUCUAGAGAGACCACUGUUGUGGUUCAUCAAGAGGGCAAAGUCAAGGAACCUAAGAGCGGUAGAUCUACCUCAAGCAAAACAAAGAAAAAGAAGAGGAAGAGGCUGACACCCAGAGCCCUGCCACCCCCGCCCGCAUCCCUACCCCAGCCCCAGCGGCACCACCAUCCCACCUACAACCCAUACCAGGCCUCGGGGGACUCCACCCAACCACAACCCCUGCCUUCCCCCCUGCCAUACACAGAGGAGACAUGGAUGUACCCUCAUGGAGGGCUGGGGGGGAACAUGGGGGCGGGGAUGAUGCAACCCGAGACGUACAUAGAGCAGCACAUAGUGCGGCGCUUCAGUAUACCGAUGGUGCAGGGUGGAGGUGGAGCCAUGCCCAUGCCCUUUCCUCUGCAUACCUCAAACAGUGUGAAUGAACUGAUGCCCAUCAGUGCCAGGAGUAUAGUCCCACCUGUCCCCUUGAGUAGGGCAGCUCUCCCCCCACUCACCAGACAGAUCAGCAUGGAUCCUCCUCCCCCUGCCCUAGACUACCACUCCUCAUCUGCUGAAUCCCUCCAUGAACUAGCGACAUCAGAGAAUGUGAGCUCUCUGAAGAAGCUGCAGGAGGUGAGUGACCUCUCCGCUUCGUUCCCACCCACCCAGCAUAGCCCCUCAAGAAUCGGAAGCAAACCGGCAGACAUUGCUCCUGAAGCACCAUCUGUUGAGAAGAAAAAGAAAUCGAAACUGAAAUUGAAGUUGAAAAAGAAGAAAUCGGGCGCCGACUCCAAGAAAGGGGGUAGCGAUAGCGGAUGGAAGGCGCAACAGGGUGAGGAUGUCACCGACUCAAAGGCUUCACGGAGCCCUCAGAAGGAGGGUUACCAAGAGCUUGCAACAGCCGAUGAAAGGCAGGCUGAGUCGUCAUCUGCACCGACCGUUCCUCUCCUGGACCUCAGUGGGUUACCGGGCAAUGAGGAGGAGGAGGAGGAGGAUGAGAAGGACAAUGAUUCUCAAGAAGGGGAUAAGAUCAUUCCCCCUCCUGAGGUUCCAAUCACCAACCUGGAGGAUGAGGAGAGCAUGGUGCGGGCAAACAGAAGGAGAUCUCUCAUGCUUUUACGAUGAGCUCUCAUGGAUAGGCUAUCAGUAGGCUGCUAGGAGCCAGGUUCAAUCUCUCGGAUCAUAUUAUAGAAUGUUCACGUCUAUUUGAUGAUUUACUCAAUCUGAUCAUUGAAAUGGAAUAUAUAUUAAUGUAUUUAUCAAGGUUUGUGUCAUAUCUGUAAUGCAUGCUGCAAUUAAUUGUGCCAUUAAUAUUACGUGACAAUCUCUCUCCCUCUCUCUUCCCCUCUCCCUCUCUCUUCCCCUCUCCCUCUCUCACUCUCUCUCUCUCUCUCUCUCUAUCAUGACUUUGAUGGGAAUACCUAAAAAAUGACAAUAUAAGUCGUAGGUGCAUUCACUGUCUGUGAUGAAGUCAGGAGCAGCAAAUUACCUACACAUAAAUGCUAGAACCUUGUUUAUUCAUUGCUUACCACAUUGUAUUACUAUGCAGUUCUUCAAGUUAUGAAAAAA
Messenger RNA from Strongylocentrotus purpuratus (purple sea urchin), 2849 nucleotides. Its product is annotated as probable palmitoyltransferase ZDHHC1. Gene Ontology annotation, biological process: protein targeting to membrane; peptidyl-L-cysteine S-palmitoylation. The transcript has 11 exons. Gene Ontology annotation, molecular function: protein-cysteine S-palmitoyltransferase activity. The record is from RefSeq and is a predicted model, not a curated record. The coding region runs from base 129 to 2405 and encodes 758 amino acids. NCBI's taxonomy places the organism in Eukaryota, Metazoa, Echinodermata, Echinoidea, Camarodonta, Strongylocentrotidae. Gene Ontology annotation, cellular component: endoplasmic reticulum; Golgi apparatus.